Messenger RNA from Priapulus caudatus, 2108 nucleotides. Its product is annotated as protein HID1-like. Gene Ontology annotation, cellular component: Golgi trans cisterna; membrane; Golgi medial cisterna. The transcript has 17 exons. Lineage: Eukaryota; Metazoa; Priapulida; Priapulimorpha; Priapulimorphida; Priapulidae. The coding region runs from base 1 to 2088 and encodes 695 amino acids. The record is from RefSeq and is a predicted model, not a curated record.
AUGCCGCGCAUGCCUGUAGAAGCUGCUGACGAUCCAUUCUGGGACCAGUUCUUUUCCGAAACGCUAGUGGGUGUUCAGGAUUUCUUCACUCUAAUUCCAGCAGCAGAGAUUAGAGCUUUGAGAGAGGAGUCGCCGUCGAAUCUUGCUACGCUGUGCUACAAAGCUGUUGAAAAGUUGCUCCGUGCAUCAGAGUCGUCGUGCGGCACGCAGCUCGAACAGCAAAUCGCGUUGAACUGCGUUAGGUUGCUGACUCGUAUCCUUCCAUACAUAUUCGAGGACCCGGAAUGGAGAGGCUUCUUCUGGUCGACGUUGCCAGGACAACAGGAAGACGAAGAAGGAGAGGCAGUACCUUUGGCUCAAUCUCUGCUCAAUGCAGUCUCUGACUUGUCAUUCUGCCCGGAUUUUACCGUCGCUUCCAGCAAGAAAAGCGGUCCAGACGUUCCUGAAGAUUUGCAGUCUAUAGACUCGUGCGAAUACAUCUGGGAGGCCGGCGUGGGUUUUGCUCAUUCGCCUCCAAAGCAUGCGCAGAAUCUGUCCAAUCGCAGUGAUCUUCUAAAACUACUGCUCACUUGUUUUUCGGAAACAAUGUACCUGCACACAGGCUCCGAGUACAGCCAGCGCAAUCGCUGGAUCGGCUACUUCACGUCUGCGGAGAACCGGCACGCGCUGCCACUCUUCACGUCACUGCUGAACACUGUGUGCGCGUACGACCCCGUCGGCUACGGCAUCCCCUAUAACCACCUGAUGUUCACCGACUACGCUGAGCCACUCGUCGAGACCGCCCUGCAAGUGCUCGUUGUCACGCUCGACCACGACUACAGCCAGAAGGAGGAGGAGUUCUCCAACGAGAAUAAUGAGAAUCUCUUCAUGUCAAUUAGCCUGUCUCGCAUCCAUGCCGCGGAGGAAGACUUCGCACGUGUGCCGAUGAGCAUUCCUAUGUUUACGGGAACCCUAUGGCUGAACCUACUCAUCAUUGUGUUCCACAAGAUCAUUACGACAGGCCAUCAGCGUCUUCAGCCACUGUUUGACUGCCUUCUCACAAUCAUCGUCAAUAUCUCACCUUACCUGAAGACGCUGUCGAUGGUGGCCAGCACAAAGCUGCUGCACCUGCUGGAGGCAUUCUCCACGCCUUGGUUCCUUUUCUCUAGUCCCACGAACCACCACCUCGUCUUCUUCCUGCUGGAAGUCUUCAACAACAUCAUACAGUAUCAGUUUGACGGUAACUCCAGCCUCGUCUACACGAUCAUCCGCAAGCGCAACGUGUUCCACCAGCUCGUCAACCUGCCAACGGACGGCCCGACGAUCGCCAAGACGAUCGCGAAGAAGGGGAAGAAGCUGCUGACGCAGGGCACCGUCGACAAGGUGCAGGAGGAGCCUGAGACGAUGGAGGGGGCGAUGCCGGCGAAGGAAGCUGAGCCCGGGACGCUGAAGGUCUCCCUGGCCGCGACGCCAGCGAUCAGCAAAAUGACGGAGCAGUCGCAUCCGACAACGACAACCGCGAACCAGCCGACCUUGAAGGAAGUCGCAGAGAAUGCUAUGUCCAUCCAGGAGGGCAUUGCCAUGCAACCACCCACAGAAGAUGCGGACGAGUCUCAUGAUGCGGCGGUUGCCGAGGGAACGGAAAGCGCGCCGGAAGACGAGGGAAAACACGACAGUGGUACCAGUAGGCAACUGGAGAAGUCGAAAAGCUUGCCAACUCCGCCAGCAAGUCCUACUUACUCCGUUCAGUCGACCAAGUCUGAAGCGAUAAUGAUGAAGAGGUCAGACACCUGCAUUAACCCAGCUGCAUGGGUGCCAACAUGCGACUGGGUGUUGUCAUGGAAACAGAAACUACCGCUACAGACAAUCAUGAGGAUGUUGCAGGUUCUGGUACCACAAGUGGAAAAGAUCUGCAUUGACAAGGGACUUACAGAUGAGAGUGAGAUUCUAAAGUUUCUGCAGCAUGGAACGUUGGUAGGCCUUCUGCCUGUGCCUCAUCCGAUCCUCAUCCGAAAGUACCAGGCCAACCAAGGCACAAGCAUGUGGUUCCGCACCUACAUGUGGGGAGUCAUCUAUCUAAGGUAUUCAACUUUUAUUUUGCAGGGAUGAGAAUCUUCCUCGGAUCCAAA